This is a messenger RNA of Ostreococcus tauri, 480 nucleotides long. Its product is annotated as unnamed product. The record is from RefSeq and is a predicted model, not a curated record. Bases 1 to 480 code for a protein of 159 amino acids. NCBI's taxonomy places the organism in Eukaryota, Viridiplantae, Chlorophyta, Mamiellophyceae, Mamiellales, Bathycoccaceae. The transcript has a single exon.
AUGACGCGCGUCGUGCGCGGCGUCCGCGUGGUCUUGACCCCCGACGCCGACGUCGUGGACCCGCGAGACGUCGCCGCGCGCGCGCGCGCGAGCGAUCUCGCGCGCGAGCUCGAACGCGGACGUGACGCGCCGAUGUCCGCGGGUCACGCAUCGCGGUCGGCAUCAUCAAUCGUCGAUCCAAUGCUCGACGUCGACGCGUGGACGACGGCGACGACGGCGAUGGACGAACGUCGCGAGCGCGCGAUCGCGGAGACGCGCGCGGUGACGACGUGCGACCGAGAGACGGCGGCGCUGGCGGUGGAUCUGGGGGAGGCGUGCGGGUGGGACGGCGGCGGGCGCGCGGAUUUCGCGCGGGCGAGCCGAGAGUUGGCGCUCAUGGGAUUCGAUGACGACGACGGACGCGCGAGCGGGGCGUUGGGCGUCGCUGGAUUACGCGUCGAACGCGCGGUGGAAGUGUGCCUGGCGCGGGAGAGAUCGUGA